AAACUAAAAGAACAUAUGACCAUAUAAGGAGUGUAUAUAUUAUUCCCUGGGGGUGGUGCUGAAAGAACAGCUCCCACUAAACACGACUGCUUUUAAUAGCGGUCCCCUGUGGCGGCUUUUCCACGAGACCCUCUUUAGCUGGACAGAGGGCAGUCAUGACAAGUCAUGAAUCAACAAAGUUCCCAUACACGAACCGGAGAAUUGAAACCUGAGGGACAUUUGGUGGCGACUAUGAGAAGAUGAAGAGGCAAAACGUGCGGACACUCGCCUUAAUUAUCUGCACUUUGUCCUAUUUAUUAAUGGGAGCGGGAGUCUUCGACGCUCUGGAGUCAAAGCAGGAGAAGACCCAAAAGGGCAAACUCGACUAUCGAAAAUUUCAACUCAUGUAUAAAUAUAACCUUACAAGAUUUGACUUCGAUCAAAUCGAAAAGGUUGUUUUGCUUCUGAAACCUCACAAAGCCGGAGUCCAGUGGAAGUUCGCCGGGUCUUUUUACUUCGCCAUCACUGUAAUAACGACCAUAGGAUAUGGUCAUGCUGCUCCCAGUACGGAUGCUGGGAAAGCUUUCUGUAUGGGGUACGCACUUCUGGGCAUCCCCCUCACCCUGGUGAUGUUCCAGAGCCUGGGCGAACGCAUCAACACCUUCGUCCGCUUCCUGUUGCACAAAGCCAAAAAAUGCAUAGGCCUGCGGCGCACAGAAGUUUCAAUGGCCAACAUGGUGACCAUCGGAUUCUUCUCCUGCAUCAGCACCUUGUGCGUGGGAGCAUUCGCCUUCUCCCACUAUGAAGGUUGGAGCUUUUUCCAUGCUUUCUACUACUGCUUUAUAACCCUAACCACCAUCGGUUUUGGGGACUACGUGGCCCUGCAAAAGGAUGAUGCCCUCCAAAACGACCCUCAUUACGUGGCCUUUAGUUUUGUCUACAUCCUGAUGGGCCUCACAGUUAUCGGUGCUUUUCUUAACCUAGUGGUGCUACGGUUCAUGACAAUGAAUACGGAGGAUGAGAGAAGAGAUGCAGAGCAGAGGGCCCUCCUUUCCAAAGAUACUCAGAAAGCCCCGCCUCUGCGCUGCACAGACCCUUCAACCCCCGUUGCCAGGGGCCAGGACAAAAGACGAGGGUUGAAGAGCGUCUACGCUGAGGUGCUUCACUUCCAGACAGUGUGCUCCUGCCUGUGGUACCGAAGCCGAGAGAAAAUGGUGAUCCUCCCGCAGGAUCUGUCCUUCACUGAUGCUCUAAUGGAGCAAGGAGAUGUGUCACCCCAUGACUUCUUUGAGUCUGACCCCACAGGCUGCGUGUGUAACCCUCAGCGCUGCUCAACCAUUAGCACUGUGUCUGCUGAUCUGAAAAACAUCUCUCCAUUCAGGCUCUUCUCAAAGAGACGUAGAUCUGUCUGAAUCACCUCAGUUUCUUAUCAGGAUUGUUGAUGUUUAAUGAAUUAUUUUUCAUGUAAAGAUGAUGGAGCAGCACACCCAAGGUUGAGAUGAAAUUUAGGAAAUAAUUUGAUGGGUGUUUUGCAUCUUUAACCCUUUACAGAUACUCACUAUUUGAUAAUUAUUAAUAUAUUAAACUUGACUUCUGCAUUAGGUAGUUCAAUGACAUAUACAUAAUACAUGUACAUAUACAUAUACAUAUACAUUCAGGACAUGGUCAGCUGGUCAUGAUCACUGCCAUUUUUUUUUCUUUUUGAAUGAAUUGUUUUAAACUAAUUUUUGGACAAUUGGCAGCCAUUAAGUAUGUGACAUGCCAAGACAUUGUAGCCAGACUGUAUUCACUUCAGCACUGUAAUAAGUCCACUAUCAUACAGUAUGCUGUGCUAGACUUUAGUAUGGCAAACAAUAUGAAACACCUACUAGUUUUGAAGAUAAAGUUACAGUACGACCUUGGCUUGAACUACAGCAGUUAUCGCAUACGGACCCUCCAAGUGCUCUCAGUACUGAUCUGGACAUCGUGUCCUGUGUAUCCCCUAUGACUCAGAGAGGGCUUGCUGUUUGGACCACACGGGACCGUGUGUCAUUUUCACGUCCCGCCAAGGAGAAAGCGCUCUGUGUCCAAGACUUUGCCUUUGGCUAUUAGACCUGCAUGACACACAGUGACAGAAGGAAGUGCAUUACAACAAAUGCCUGCAUUUCCCUCCCAUGGUGGCAGCAUCUGUUGCUUUUCCUUAGUUAUUUUUGGUUUUGGUUUGGCAUCUAUAUCUAUGAGAAAGGUAAGAAUAUCUUUGGCCAGAAGGUCAAAGGGGUGUAGGACAUAAUGUAUAUUUAUGUUUCUAUUUAUGUGUUUACUAAAGAAAUCAGGGCAAAAAUACCUGUUUGCUGAUUUGUUUGCUUCAAAUUUAGAUUUAAAUUAUAAGGAUUGAUAAAAAUUAAAUUGCGGCAGUAAGAUUUAAUAUGCAGUUUUACAUAAACCUUGUACUGUAAAAUGUAUUAUUAAUGUAAAGCCAACAAAUAAAAUAAAAGUUUAAUAUUCUUUCCAA
Paramisgurnus dabryanus is the source of this 2470-nucleotide messenger RNA. It is a transcript of the gene kcnk3b, whose product is annotated as potassium channel, subfamily K, member 3b. Gene Ontology annotation, cellular component: plasma membrane. Gene Ontology annotation, biological process: potassium ion transmembrane transport; stabilization of membrane potential. The record is from RefSeq and is a predicted model, not a curated record. NCBI's taxonomy places the organism in Eukaryota, Metazoa, Chordata, Actinopteri, Cypriniformes, Cobitidae. Gene Ontology annotation, molecular function: outward rectifier potassium channel activity; open rectifier potassium channel activity; potassium ion leak channel activity.